Messenger RNA from Colletotrichum truncatum, 495 nucleotides. Its product is annotated as 40S ribosomal protein eS10. Gene Ontology annotation, molecular function: structural constituent of ribosome; RNA binding. Gene Ontology annotation, cellular component: cytosolic small ribosomal subunit. NCBI's taxonomy places the organism in Eukaryota, Fungi, Ascomycota, Sordariomycetes, Glomerellales, Glomerellaceae. The record is from RefSeq and is a predicted model, not a curated record.
AUGUUGAUCCCCAAGGCCGACCGCAAGAAGAUCCACGAGUACCUCUUCCGUGAGGGUGUCCUCGUCGCGAAGAAGGACUUCAACCUCCCCAAGCACCCCGAUAUCGACACCAAGAACCUUUACGUCGUUAAGGCCCUGCAGUCCCUCAACUCCCGCGGCUAUGUCAAGACCCAGUUCUCCUGGCAAUACUACUACUACACCCUGACUCCCGAGGGUCUCGACUACCUCCGCGAGUGGCUUCACCUCCCCGCCGAGAUCGUUCCUGCUACCCACAUCAAGCAGCAGCGCUCCCACGCUCCUCCCCGCGGCAUGCUCGGCGAGGGCGAGCGCGAGAGAAGACCCUUCGGCGGCCGUGGCCGUGGCGAGCGUGGUGACCGUGAGGGUGGCUACCGCCGCCGUGAUGCUGGCGAGGGCAAGGAGGGCGGUGCCCCUGGUGGAUUCGAGCCCCAAUUCCGUGGUGGCUUUGGCCGUGGCCGUGGCGCUCCCCCCUCGUAA